AUGCCGGAUCUCACCAGUCUCCCACCGGAGAUUCUCUUCAGCAUACUCUCCUACACCGAGCCAAACCUCAAUCCCACCCUCUCCACCUACCCUCUCAACACGCUCGCCGCAACAAACAAACAUCUCAACGCCAUAGUCGAAGAAUACGCGCGCAACCUUCUCAAACGCCAUGCCGACAUCGUCCUACCGAAGAACACGCGCAUCUACACGUGCCGCCGAAAAUGGCUAGGCGAAAUAUGUUACUUCUGCAAGAAGAAGACACAGCGGAAAGCGUGUCUAUACAAGAGCAUCGCGUGUUGCCUGAAAUGCGAUAAGCAAGAAUUCGAGAAGAUGACAAUGACGCAAGCCAUGCAAUCCACCCAACUCUCUAAACUUGACCUGUUCACCCCGUCACCGUUGCACCUCGAUCUUCCUCCUUUGGUAACAGCACCGUACCCCAUCAUGGGCGCCGCAUGUAUCAUGCUCUCCGCCCCCGAUGUCCGCGCCCGCGCCGCGCAAAUACGA
Messenger RNA from Alternaria rosae, 504 nucleotides. RefSeq lists its product as uncharacterized. The record is from RefSeq and is a predicted model, not a curated record. The transcript has 2 exons. NCBI's taxonomy places the organism in Eukaryota, Fungi, Ascomycota, Dothideomycetes, Pleosporales, Pleosporaceae. Gene Ontology annotation, molecular function: protein binding. The annotation marks the transcript as partial.